GUGUGAACAGGUGAGGGUCCUUUGCUUCCCAAAGGUUGCUUUAUACUGUAAUCAUCCGGGAAAAAUGACCGAUCAAUUUCAUUUAUGAUCGUGAUACCUAUCGUCAGUGUAUUACAGUGGCCAUUUGGCAGCGAAGGAUGCCAUCAUUGCCGUGUUGGCAAGCUUUUAAAGGGUCACCGGCAAUCAAGAUUUCCUAUAGAAUAUCAUCGAAGAAGGGACGAUGGGGUUAGGAAAGGUCGUCGAAAACACUGGACCAUUAUUCAAGCAGGACGUGAUUUAUGGAAACAAGGAAACUAUUGCGAAAGAACGAGACGAUUUCAUCCCACAAAGCUGCACCUGCAAUCGAUUCACCUUGAACGAAAGCAAACUAACCUACUCCCGAUGUACUUUUUCACGUGUAAACAUUUACAACACCUGCUAUUCUUCGAUGGUAACGAGGCGGUUUAAUUCGAGAUGUACGUGCGUUUUUGAUAUCCCGUUCAGAUCGCUCGAGCCUCGAACAAAGCCACGUUUGUGACCAAUCUCGGCCGGUCACGCGUACUAAUUACGCGCAAGUAAGUAGGUGGACAAGAUAGUUGCUGCUGGGUACUAUAACGUAGCCGAGGAGUCGAGAAAAUGCAGUUGCAGAGCCAAGAAAAUCCUCGAAUGACUGGCAACUGUCGUCGAUCCUCUGAGAGAAAGCAACGUCCGUGACGAUCGCGUGUCAACCGCUCGACAACUCGAACGAAUCGGGAAUGCGCACUCGAGACACUCGAAAAUUUCAUCUUUCUACGCUAAAUCCGUCGUCUAACAAGUUUAACUCGUUGCUUGUUUUAACUUCUUUGGCAACUAAUGAUUCUUGGUGCGGUUCGAAAUUUUCGAAAUAAAGAGAACGAAGCUUAGCAUUCAAAACUUUAGUAUUCCUAAACUUUGCUAUUUUAAAGUUUGAUUUUUCCAAGCUUCCUUAUUUUAAGCUUUAAUAUUUUCAAGCUCUAAAAUUCUUAAGGUAUAUUAUUCUAAGCUCUAGUAUUCCUAAGCUAUAUUAUUCUAAGCUCUAAUAUUCCUAAGCUUUAUUAUUCUAAGCUCUACUACUCCAAGCUUUGUUAACCCUUAAACAGCGAAACCUGUAUCUAGAAUUGAAUGUAUCAUUUUUAAAUAAAAGAAUUUCAUAUAUUAAAA
Messenger RNA from Osmia lignaria (orchard mason bee), 1158 nucleotides. The record is from RefSeq and is a predicted model, not a curated record. Lineage: Eukaryota; Metazoa; Arthropoda; Insecta; Hymenoptera; Megachilidae.